AUGUCGUCGUUGGAGGAGGAGGUGUCCAAAGAGCAGACCUUCAAAGAGGUUCAGUUCUCCCUCUGCGAAGACGUCUCACAAUAUGAAAAUGUAAAGAAGUUGUUGCUGUCGGGCGGCGCCAAGUUCUUCAACUACUUGUCGGACAAUGUGACUCAUCUGAUCGGUGAUAAUCCGGAUCACCCGUCGGUGUCCGAAGCCGUAGAGAUCUAUGAGAAGCCUGUGGUCACCAGUCGAUGGGUUUGGAUGUCGGCGAAGGCGUCCCUACUAUUGCCAACGGCCGGCUUUUCCCCAUUUAAGAGCCAAUUGUUCUCGAAUAUCAUCGCCUGUCCGUCCAAUAUAUCGGGCACUGAUGUGCAGUCGUUGUGGGCAAUGAUCACAUACUAUGGCGGC
Messenger RNA from Medioppia subpectinata, 390 nucleotides. The record is from the annotation of a GenBank genome assembly. NCBI's taxonomy places the organism in Eukaryota, Metazoa, Arthropoda, Arachnida, Sarcoptiformes, Oppiidae.